GACACAACACAUCAUCAGUCACACGUUAAAAAAAAAAGAACAAAACAAACUUUUAUUAUUUCUUGUCUCAGGAAUACAGUAGAUUGCUGUGCACAGCACAUACGUACAAAAAUUAAAGGAACAAAAAUAAUUAGCAAUGUCUGCCCACAGAAACAAAUCACUACAGUUUGUUUCUUCUUGUUUUACAGUGAUCAGCAAACCAAAACUAAGGCAGGAGGUGAGGUAUAUGAGAACAAAGGAAUCGAGAACAGAUGAAGCACGCGCCUCAAAACUCAGGCUGCUGCUGUACAUUCAAACAUAAAACGACAUUUUCCCUACCGUCACUUAAAUUAAACUGAAAAUAAGAUGUGGAAAGAAAAAUAAAUAGCAAGAAUUUUUUUUUUUUUUUCCUUUUUUGUUUUAAUAAGAUUUGGAUCAAAGCUGAACGCUGAGUUUUAAGUGUCAAACAUGUUUAUUUGCUUUUGUUUACUGAUCAAGAUGUCCGCCUUAAAGUGCUACUAGAGACAUCAGACUUCUUGAUGUGCAAGUUUAACUUUUACUUUCUUAGCCUAAAUCAAAUUCCAAGGAAUCUCCAAAGGAACUAGCAUGCAGCCUCAUCUACAAAUUCGUAUCUUUGUUUCUUUUAGGAAAGCUUCUUCGUCCUUCUGCGCUGAAGCGGUUUUACGUGCGAGGAGACAUGAAUCCAAAAGGCGUGUCAGCAUGAGGUCAGGACAGACGGGGGGUUUGCAGCAGCAGAGGUGAGCUCAGCACCUGCAUCAUCACAGACUGCAUCAACUCUGCAAAGGUCCUCGCUACAGAAACACCACCGCUUUGAGGAAAGAGCAGGAAACAUGGAUGGACCCCACCUGUCCAACCUGCAGAGACCCUGCAUCCACAGAUUCGCUGAUGUGGGUGGAGAUAGAGAGAUUAACCAGCUUGAAGAAAACUUUCUGCCACUUGUUUUCAGAGCAGAAACGUCCCAGCCUCUGCAGCAGGAUGAGAUCCGGCUGGGUCAGAGGUUUGCUGAUGCUCUUUGUUGUGGUUUCUGCUCUGGUUUACCUGAGCUCCAUAAAAGCAGAGUUUCACUCCCACUCAGAGAGGCUGCAGAGAGCCCAGCACAACGACUCCAUCCGGGGGCAGGGGAUGAUCCGCAGGAUGGACAGGAUGGAAGAGGACAUCAGCACGCUGCUGGACCUGAUGAAAAAGUUUGAAAAGAAGGAGCAGGAGGAAGAGAAAGGGGUCAAAGUGAAGGAGAAGAAGCUGGUGAAGAAGUUGUACCCAAACUCCCGUCUGUUCAGCAAGUGGGGCGACGAUCUGUCGGAGGAGGAGCAGAAAGAGGCCGAGGGUUUGUUCCAGCGAUACGGAUACAACGCCUUCCUGAGUGACCGGCUGCCGCUCAACAGGGACAUUCCUGACACCAGGCCGCCGAGAUGUGCAGAGAAACAGUAUCCAGAGGAUCUGCCCUCCCUCAGUGUGAUCUUGAUCUAUCUGGAUGAAGCCCUUUCUGUCAUCAAGAGAGCCAUCCGCAGCGUCAUCGACAAGACGCCUACCCGGCUGCUGCGAGAAAUCAUACUGGUGGAUGAUCACAGCUCCAACGAUGAUUUAUUGGACAAGCUGGACUUGUACAUUAGCUCCAUCCAUGAGGAGCGGCCCGGUCUGGUGAGGAAGAUUCGGCACUCUGAGCAGCUCGGCCUGACCCAGGCUAGACUGACGGGGUGGAAAGCUGCAGUGGGAGAUGUGGUGGCCAUCUUGGAUGCACACAUAGAGGUCCAUGUUCAGUGGGCAGAACCCCUGUUGGCUCGGAUUAAAGAGGACCGCACCGUGAUACUGACACCAGUUUUUGAUAAAGUUGACUUUGACGACUUGAUAGUGAUUCCUUAUAUGGCUAGUGCUGAUGGCUUUGACUGGGCCUUAUGGUGCAGUUAUGAGGGAUUCAGACCCGAGUGGUACGCCUUGAAGGACGAAACCCAACCUGGCAAGAGCCCGUCCGUCAUGGGAAUACUGGUUGCAGAUCGGAAGUUUUUCGGAGAAAUCGGAAGCCUUGAUGGCGGGAUGAAGAUAUACGGAGGUGAAAACGUGGAGCUCGGCAUCCGGGUGUGGCUGUGUGGAGGCAGCAUAGAGGUCAUUCCCUGCUCCAAGGUCGCUCACAUCGAACGCUUUUAUAAGCCCUAUGCCCCGGACCUGAGCCCCUCGGUGAGGCGCAACGCCCUGAGGGUGGCAGAGGUCUGGAUGGACGACUACAAAUACAACGUGGACGUGGCCUGGAACCUCCCCAUCGGGAAUCAUGGAAUUGACAUCGGGGAUGUUUCUGAGAGGAAGAAGCUGAGGGAGAGGCUGAAGUGUAAACCCUUCCAGUGGUACCUGGAUAAUGUUUACCCCGUGCUGGAACCACUGCAGGACCUGCUGGGCUACGGAGCUCUGAUUAAUGACCUCCGGCCCGAUCAGUGUGUGGAUCAGGGCCCGGUUCCUGGCUCCACACCCAUCCUCUAUGGAUGCCACUACUUCUCCUCUCAGCACUGUUAUUACAUCACUGAUGGAAAACUUUACAUCGGUGGGAUCAAAUCACACAAAUACAACAGCAACAACUGUCUGGUGGAUCCUGGUUCAGGAGUUUCACCAGGACUGUAUCAGUGCAACCUGGCCCAGCAGAAGAAACUCCACAUGUUUUGGGACUUCAAACAGGGAGGACAGAUCCAGAACAGAGACACCAAGAGAUGUCUGGAAGUAGUGAUGGGAGACAUGGACAUCAGACUGGUUCUCCAGCAGUGCAGCGGUCAGAGAUGGACGAUACAACAUGUGAUUACGGCACAGAAACGGCACAUCAAUUCAGAGAAACAGGUACUGUGACCUGCAAGGCCAGUGCUCCAUUAGAAGAGGCAACAUCCUGGCAUUUUUUUAUUAUAGUUCAAGUCAAACAGGAUCAGUUAUGAUUAGACGGUCAUGAAUUAUCAGAGAUGAAGGCGUCCCAUUUGUUUUGCCACAGGGUGAAAGCUCUGUCUUUAAGUUGAUCUGGUAGGGAGCUGUACCUGCAAACAGAGAUGACCAAAACUCAGGACAGCUGUAAAAAUGAUCAUCUUAAGCUUCUGUGUAUCUAGAAUCUACGGAAGAGGAUUAGGGCCACUGAGAUUAAAUGAGAAUAUCUUGAGAUUUUUUUUUUCUAGAUAAAAAUCUAGAUUUUUAUCUCAAGAUGAGAUUUCUCUUUUAAAAAAUCUAGAUAAAUCUAGAAACUGAUACAAUCUAGAUUUUUCUAGAUUUUGUCUAGAAAAAAAAAAGAUUGAUGUUAUGCACACAAUCUUUUUUUUCCCCUGGAUUUUCUAGAUAAAAUCUAGAUAGUUUUUCUAGAUUUCCCAAAACUAAAAAUCUGGAUUCUAUCUAGAAAAAUCUAGAUUAACUCUAGAUUAAACAACUCAGGGUUUUCUAGAUUUUUAUUUUUUUUUUCCCCUAGCGAAAUCUAGAAAACUGAGAUUCUUAUCUACUAUGUACUAUGACGUCGAAAUUAUGUCUCAUCUCGAGAUAUCUCAUUAGCCACUUUAAUCUUAGAAUUCUGAGAUUAAAGUCAGAACUGUUUUUUUUUUCCCCAGUGGCCCUAAUCCUUUUCCUUCAGUCGUCUCUUGUCACCGAUGUGAAGGAAUAGAUGAUUUUGUGUUUGAUGGUCCCAGCAGCUACGUAAACAGAAAAUCCUCUGUUCCUUCACAUGAAUGACGAAAGACGACUGAAAGAACAAAGCAGAUGACUUCAUCUUUCUAGCAAAAACUCUGCAGCAAUUCAAACAUUGAGCUGAACGUAACAGAAAUGUUUGUUUUUCUAAAUCCAUUAUCUGUGUUCUUCUCUAUGAACCCAAAUAUGUAUUUGCAUUCAUUAAUGUGCAAUCUCUGUAAAUUUAUCUUCAAAUUGUACAAAUAAAAAGUGAAAGAAAAA
Molecule: messenger RNA, 3897 nt
Organism: Poecilia reticulata (guppy)
Lineage: Eukaryota; Metazoa; Chordata; Actinopteri; Cyprinodontiformes; Poeciliidae
Source: RefSeq, a predicted model, not a curated record